AUGGCUCAGACUACAAUACCUGUAACAACUGGUCCUCAAGUAAGUGGACCAGCAGUUACUCCCUCAGCUACAACACCUGUAUCGGCUGCUACUGCUGUAGCAACUCCUAAGGUAGCUCCUUCUGGUCGACCCGUUACACUUAACAUCAGUGGGAAGGUCAGUACUGAUGACUACGAUUACACUGUGGAUCAUAAUAGAAAUGUUAAGAUUUUCACUGCCAAGGGUAGUUCAAUGUUUAACAAGGUCUUCAAGGAUGAAACACCUAUUUGGACGACUAAUGACAGUACUAAUUAUGUCACUAAGGUUUUCACUGAUGGUAUAGGCACUUGUUCCAGUACCAAAAAUGUGACCAUAUAUCUGUUUAACGGUCAGAUAGAACAUUAUUGUAAGUCAGAAGGUGGAUGGCAGAAAGCUUCUAAUAAAAUAUCCCUUGACCUAGGUAAGACCUCUAGUACAAUUGGGUUUGACUUUCACCAUGAUGGUGAAAGGAGGACUUUUACUGCAAAGCCUGGAUACCUAUUCAAAAAUGUCUUCCUCAGUGGAUGUAUUGCUGGUAAUACUUUUUGGGAUGCAAAAACUGACAGUGAAUGUUCAAGCAAGGUGGUGGUCUAUGGUGUAGAGUCAAGUAUUAGGAACGUUAACGUAUUCCUGGAAAAUGAUAAAGUUAUACACGCCCAUAGGGUAGGAAGUGAUUGGAUCUCAAAAACUGGCUUUGUUCUUGAUAUCAACACCAAUAAGAAUAAUGACCUUUUCGACUAUAGAUCGACGAGAGGAUUCGGCCACUUCAAUCCCAAGGCAAAUUUGUCGAUCACUAGGAUUGUGAAGAAAGAGCUUAGGAUCUGGUCUGCGAAAGAUAAUGACUAUGGUCUGAAGGUAGUACUCAUGGGCUCUGGCAAGGAUGUGAAACAUCUGUCAAUUCUGUUGCAGAGCGGAAAGUUUGUGCUCCUUAGCAAGAGCGGUCAGAAUAAGCCUUGGCAAGACGUCACUCAAAAUAAACAUAAUUUCUCCGGGGUAAGGCUGUUCUCCCUGGAAGAAGGAACAUCAAAGUACCAUCAACUGACUAAGGAAGAUUAUGAGCCAAUUGUGUUUGAAUGUAGAUAUGGUUAUGAGUUCAAAAAUGAUGUCAGGUGUGUGAUGAUCACCAAUAUGGAUAUGGUACUGUGGAGCCACACCGAAGACACGGAGUUUGGUUAUCCUAAGGGAUUCUAUCUCGAUCUUCGUCAAAACAAGUUCAGUGUCACAAGUCUUAAAGAUCAGACAAAGGAAGUAACUCCCACAAAAAUAAGUGCCGCAAUUUCUGUUGCUACUCCUGUAGUUAAAGUUCCAGUUGCUGAACCAGUGAAAGCUCCUGUAGCUAAAGAAGCAAUAGUGACCCCUAAAGCAACUCUUGUAGCAGGUCCACCAAUUGUUAAGUUAUAUUCCAGUAAACCAGGGGAACUCACAUGUAAAGUUGAGAAAGAGUUUGACGAUUUUGAUUACUUCCUAGAAGAUCUUAAAUGCGAAGUCAUUACACAUGACGGAAACUGUGUUUGGAAACAUGAAACUGGUAAACCCUACCCAAGGUAUAUGAGCUACAACGAGGAGGACUGUAAAAUAGUUGUAAGUUUCGAGAAGGAGUACUAUACGUGUACCAUCCAAGAUAGUAAGUGGAAAUCAGUGAUACGUAGUUAUGAUGCGUUUGGGACUGGUGGUAUUGGCCCAUCAUACGCAUUUGGUGAUACCUCUGCCUUAACUAAAUCGUAUUCCAUUAUUGCAACUGGAGACACUAUUAAACCAACUGAGGCUAAGACAGUCGCCGCUCCAGCAGUUACAGCCCCUGCCAAGCCCUCUGAGGCCACAUCCGUGGCUCUGGAUAUUGAGAAGAAGCAGACCACCACCGAGUAUGACUAUAAGGAUGAUAAUGGAGUUGUCACAUACACUCCCAAGGCAGGUCAUCUGUUCAAUAAGGUUUCAGAAGGCCAGCAUGAAAUUUGGAAAUCAGUUGCUAAUGUGUUUGGGACGUUGGUUAGGACUAAGGAAUCCAAGGGUAUUAAUUACCUUGUAGUCCUAUUGACCAAUAGGACAUUCACGUUGUUCCAAGAGGCUGAUGAAGAUUGGACUGACAUAACUUCCAAGAGGCACGAUGUUGCGAAGCUGAAGUUCCUGGGCGAAGGAGACGCCGUGCUGAAGGAGACAGACUACGAUGUAACUAUUGUAGACAUGUCAUUUAGUCACACAUUCAAAAGUGGAGUCAAUUGUAAGAAGGUUAAAUUGGGUCAAGAGGUUGUCUGGAAAUCAGGUGACGAUCCAAAGUUUCAACAGAUAACAGUAUUUUCGCUAGGUCUUGCUUCAAACUGUUUCUUCAUUAAGAACCCGUCUGGUGAAGUCAAGAAGAUAGAAUAUGAGGCUAAGACUAAAGAAGAGGUUAAGGAGACAGUUAAAGUUGGAGAGCCCACUAAACCCACGGAGGCUAAACCAGUAGCUGAACCUGCAAAGCCUGUAGCUGAACCAACUAAGGAGGUAACUGAGACGAUCAAACCUGCUACAGCUCAAGUAACAACUGCUGUAACAACUCAACCUACAACAACUCCUGUUGUUAAAGAGACUCCUAAGCCAGCAGGACCUCCCAAACCUGCCGCUCCAGCUGCGCCUGAAGAACCUUUGUCAGCUCGUACUGAUAAGUCCAUCGACCUCGACAUUGAUAAGACUGAGGGUACUGAUAAGAUUGAGUACUCAAAGAGCCAGAGUGGUAAUAUUCAUAAUUUCACUCCUAAGGGUGAUCAUUUGUUCAUUAAGAUUACAGAGAAAAAUGAUGUUGUUUGGGAGUCAAGAAGUAAUUUGUUUGGUACCAAGGUUAUAUUUAUUAGUGAGGGUAACAAGAAUUACGUAGGUAUCAUACUUGAUAACGGUGGAUUUGUACUACUUAACAAGUUCGCUGGGAAGUGGGACGAUAUCACUAAUACCAAGUAUGAUGUAAUGAAGCUGAAAUUCUAUGAUGACAAAAACAAGGAACUCACGUCCUCGAGUUACACGGUUGCUCUAGUUGACUACUCUUACAGGUUCACGUUCAAUGAUGAAAAAACCUGUAAGAAAGUUAAGUAUGGAGAGGAUGAUGUUUGGAAAAGUACGGAUCCUAACACCUAUAAAGAAAUUAAGAUGUUCGAUCUUGCUUUUGUUUCUAACUCUUUCUUCAUCGGUGAGGAUAAAAAUAAAUUUAAGAAACUAGAUUUUAAACCAACUACUACAUCUGUUACUCAACCAAAGGUAACACCCGUAACAACUGCAGCAGUUACAACUCCAGCAACUACUACACCUUCUGCUCAACCUAAGACAACUCCAGCAACAACUACAACUACUGCUACUCCUGGAACUCCAGCAACCACAACUGGUACUACAGCUGCCACACCUACAACACCUGUAACAUCUACUACACCUGCUGCUCAACCAAAGGCAACUCCCACAACUACAACUACUCCUGCUACGCAAACACCUGUAACAGCUGUUACUCCAGCCGAGACAACUACAACACCUACAACACCUGCUGCUAAAACUGCGACACCUACAACACCUGUAACAACUGCCACCACUAACCAGCUUACCCUUGAUAUUGCCAAGAAUCAGAGUACCAAUGAGAUUGACUAUUCUAAGAGUGAUGAUAAUAAGUAUCAUAAGUACGCUCCGAAGUCAGGUAAAGUGUUCAGUAAAGUUACCCAGGGUACCGUUCAAAUUUGGAGCUCCACAGGGAAUGUGAAUGGUACCUUGGUAAGAGUCAGGACUGAGAAUAAUGAGAAACAUGUAGCCAUAAUGCUUAGUAACAAUGGAUUCAAACUGUUCCACAGCUCUGAUAAGGGAAAUAAAUGGGAGGACAUAACCAGUAAGAGACAUGACAUUACUAAAGUUAAAUUCUAUGACGACAAAAAUAAGGAACUUAAGACACCAGAUUACACAGUUAGCCUAGUCGAUUUCGCUUAUAGGUUCACACUUAAGAGCGGUGUCAAGUGUAAGAAUAUUAAACAUAACAACAAAGAUGUCUGGAAAUCUAGUGAUGAUAACAAUUUUAAGAAUAUCACUCUGAUUGAAUUAGGCCUUGUUUCCAAUGAUUUCUUCGUCCACAAAGAUGAAAAUACAAAGAAGAAACUGAAUUUUAAAUAG
Molecule: messenger RNA, 4131 nt
Organism: Theileria parva strain Muguga
Lineage: Eukaryota; Apicomplexa; Aconoidasida; Piroplasmida; Theileriidae
Exons: 1
Coding region: 1-4131 (1376 amino acids)
Biological process (GO): mRNA cis splicing, via spliceosome
Cellular component (GO): spliceosomal complex
Source: RefSeq, a predicted model, not a curated record